Condylostylus longicornis is the source of this 4728-nucleotide messenger RNA. Its product is annotated as elongation factor 2-like. Bases 1 to 4728 code for a protein of 1575 amino acids. NCBI's taxonomy places the organism in Eukaryota, Metazoa, Arthropoda, Insecta, Diptera, Dolichopodidae. The transcript has 11 exons. Gene Ontology annotation, molecular function: GTP binding; GTPase activity; magnesium ion binding. The record is from RefSeq and is a predicted model, not a curated record. Gene Ontology annotation, cellular component: ribonucleoprotein complex; cytosol. Gene Ontology annotation, biological process: translational elongation.
AUGACGUAUUUAUCGAAGAUAACCCAUUUAUCGAUGAUGACGUAUUUAUGUUUCAUUUAUGAAAUUUAUUGUGGUUUAUGGGUUUUAUGGUUCCAGAUUACUUUAGCGCUUGAACUUAUAGCCAACGCUAAAUCUCCCCUGAUUGUUGUCGGAAAAGGCGCGUCGAUCUCGUGUUGCGAAAAUGAACUUCGCGAAUUCGUUGAAUUAUCAGGAAUUCCAUUUCUUCCGACUCCGAUGGGACGAGGGCUGCUCGACGACGAUCACGCCCUCUCCGUUUCGUCGGAUCGUAGUCGUUCUUUACGCGAGGCGGAUGUCGUUCUCCUUCUUGGAUGUCGUUUAAAUUGGAUUUUACAUUUCGGGGAACCUCCACGUUGGAGAACAGAUUGUCGAUUCAUCUGUGUUGAUCUUGAUGAAACAAUUGAAAGUUCUCCCAAGAUUAAUGUUUUUGUUCAUGGCGAUAUUCGAUCAACCCUAAAUUCAUUUCUUAUUCAUCUUCAUUCCAAUCCUUUAAAAAAUCCCACUUCUGAUGCUUGGAUUUCAUCAAUUACAAAAUCCGCUCUAGCGAAGAGACAGACUUCAUCAGCUCCCUCAAUUCCUGUCGCUCCUAACACACUUUCCUACUCGCAGGCUUUUUCAAUUAUCAAGCGACAACUCGAAAAUCUCAAAAUGGACAACAAACCAAUCACCAUUAUUUCGGAAGGCUCGAAGACCAUGGACAUCAGCAGAGUAGCUUUGCCUGUUUUCCAACCCCGAGGUCGUCUGGAUGCUGGAACUUGGGGCACCAUGGGAGUGGGGCUUGCGUAUGCUGUUGCGGCGAGCGUAGCCGAUCCUUCUCCGCAACAUUUUGUUAUUGGAAUUGAAGGAGAUUCAGCAAUUGGAUUUUCUCUUUGCGAGUUGGAAACGUUAGUGCGUUAUUCGCUACCUGCAAUCAUAUUCGUGUUUAAUAAUGGUGGAGUCUAUAGUGGAGCCUCGUCAGCACCUGGUGGGGAUCCCUUGCCAACACAAUUGUCCCACGGAACAAACUACGCAGCAGUAAUGGCUGCGGUUGGAGGCACUGGGACGCGCGUAUCGACUCUACAAGAUCUGGAGACUCGAAUGUUGAGACUGAAACCGUCAUCGCGAACGCUGCUCGGUUCAGCAAAGAGGACCCUCUUCAGUAGUUUGUGGUCGGGAAAUACCCCCCAGAAAACUAAUGAUAAAUCCAUCCCGACAUUUGGAAACGUCCCUCAAUUGUUUCAUUUUACGGACGCAAAUGGAUCUUUGUUGGACUUCGGAGGUCUUCUUCGAGUCACAUCAGAGUUGGGAAAUCUGGUAGAAGCACCCGAGGCCCGUCAUCAGCUACAACAAAUGGGUGAAGAUCCAAGUUUCGAGCGUCUGAUGGAAUCUCUAAAGAAGUCGACUGAAGGACUUAGUGCGUCUGAAACAAUUGCGCUUCUUAAGUCUUUAGCAACAUUGAAGGCACGUGUCCCAUCGACAUCGCCUAAGAUCGCAGACCUCAUAGACGAAAUUCUUCGUCGCCUCUUUCACAAUGAGCUCAAACUGUCUCCCGAUCAAACAGUCACAUUCUGCUUUUGGAUCACUCAAACAGGAGUUGCCGAUUUAUCUUUUCCCCGUUAUCUCAGAGAAGCGAUUCCCAAAAUUACUCCCAAUUUGGGACUUCAAGCAACGCGAAUGAUGCUUCGGACUCUGAAUACUUUGGAGCUGCGAGACUGGGCCCUUUGUAACCCACUCUCCGAUAAAUUAACAAACGAAAUCGACCAGUAUUCGAAUGAGGAUGUCAUUGAUACACUACGAUUAGAUUUUGAGACGAGUAUGGUCAAUCGUCCUUUAUACUUGAAGUUGAGAAACAUGGUUUCAAAACAUCCAGAAUUAUUCAGCGAGAAUGAGCUCGUUGAGGGCUACUUUAUUAUGUGUCAGCUACGCUAUUUGAAUCCGCGUUUGAUCUCGAACAUUAUGGAUUUGAUCAAACGGAAAGUUGAAAAGCUCAACAACGAUCAACUCAUAAAAAUCAUCAUGGGGACGAUGCAAAUUGGAUCGACACAAGCUUCAGAUGUUGAGCCCUUUAUCAACACUUUCCUUGCUCGGCGUUCUGUCGAUGAGAUGUCCUUGGAUGAAGCAAUCAUAAUGCAAAGAGCCCCUGUGGGUAUCGUCAUGAGAGAAAGACACCUGAAACGUUUGGGCUAUAGGGUGGCAAGGCUCUCUGGUAAAGCAAUGCUCCACACCAGAAAGACAGUCAAUUUUACUAUCGAUGAAGUCCGCAGCAUUAUGGGCAAUUCAUCCAACAUUCGAAACAUGUCUGUUAUCGCGCAUGUUGAUCAUGGAAAGUCCACAUUGACAGAUUCGCUGGUCUCUAAAGCUGGGAUCAUUGCUGCCAAAGCCGCCGGUGAUGCUCGUUUCACUGACACGCGUGCUGAUGAACAAGAGCGGUGCAUUACGAUCAAGUCGACAGGGAUUUCGCUUUAUUUUGAACAUGAUUUAGAAGACGGCAAGGGAAAACAGCCGUUUCUGAUCAACCUCAUUGACUCGCCUGGACAUGUCGAUUUCUCUUCCGAGGUCACUGCUGCACUGCGCGUCACGGAUGGUGCUCUUGUUGUUGUCGACACCGUUGAAGGAGUUUGCGUUCAGACCGAGACUGUUCUACGCCAAGCUCUUCAGGAGCGGAUCAAACCAGUCCUUCAUGUCAAUAAAGUCGAUCGCGCUCUUCUUGAAUUGAUGAUGGACUCUGAAUCAAUUUACCAAACAUUUAGUCGAACUAUCGAAAACGUAAAUGUAAUUAUCGCAACAUACAACGACGCCCUUAUGGGAGACGUCCAAGUAUAUCCAGAGAGGGGAACAGUGUCAUUCGGAUCGGGUCUUCACGGAUGGGCUUUCACUGUUGAGAAGUUCGCUCGAAUGUAUGCGAAGAAGCUUGGUGUUGAGAAAACCAAACUGAUGCAACGUCUUUGGGGGGACAGUUUCUAUAAUGCGAAGAAAAAAACAUUUGCAAAAACAAAGGGAGAGGAUUCGAAUCGCGCAUUUUGUCAGUUUAUUAUGGAUCCCAUCUGCUCUCUCUUCACUCAGAUUAUGAAUGAGGACAAACCAGGAUACGAGAAAAUCCUUACUGCUAUUGGGAUUGAACUGAAAGGCGAUGACAGAAAUUUGACGGGAAAGCACCUUUUGAAACGUGUGAUGCAACUCUGGCUGAACGCGGGUGAUACACUCCUUGAAAUGAUCGUGACCCAUCUUCCGUCACCAAUUGUUGCGCAAAAAUACCGCGUGGAGAAUUUGUAUGAAGGCCCGAUGGAUGAUGCGGCGGCGAAUGGAAUCCGAAAUUGUGAUCCAAACGGUCCUCUGAUGAUGUACAUUUCGAAAAUGGUUCCCACGUCGGACAAGGGCAGAUUCUAUGCGUUCGGUCGCGUGUUUUCCGGAGUUGUUUCAACCGGACAGAAAGUCCGCAUUCAAGGGCCGCAUUACAAACCUGGAAGCAAGGACGAUUUGAACAUUAAGAAUGUGCAACGAACUGUAUUGAUGAUGGGACGCUACGUUGAGAAGGUUAACGAUGUCCCUUGCGGCAACACAGUCGGUCUUGUGGGGGUGGAUCAAUAUCUUCUCAAAUCUGGGACAAUCACUACAUUUGAAGAUGCGCAUAAUAUUGCUAAUAUGAAAUAUUCGGUAUCGCCAGUUGUCCGCGUUGCAGUCACGCCAAAAGAUCAAAAAGAAUUGCCAAAACUUGUUGAUGGUCUCAAAAAGCUUGCAAAAUCAGAUCCAUUGGUUGUCUGCUCUACCGAAGAGUCAGGCGAGCAUAUCAUUGCUGGCUGCGGGGAGCUUCACGUUGAGAUUUGUUUAAAAGAUCUCAAAGACGAAUAUGCGCAAAUCGAGUUUAUCACCUCUGACCCAAUUGUGUCGUAUCGGGAAUCUGUUCUUGGGACAUCAUCUCAAGUCUGUCUCUCGAAAUCUCCGAAUAAGCACAACCGUCUUUACAUGACGGCGGAACCUCUUGACGACAUUCUGACAACAAUGAUCGAAUCUGGCAAAAUGGGUCCACGCGAUGAAGCAAAGGAACGAGCAAAUCUUCUCGCUGAAAAAUUCAAUUGGGACAAGAACCAUGCAUACAAAAUAUGGUGUUUUGGUCCUGAAACAACUGGACCCAACUGCCUGGUCGAUGUGACACAAGGAGUUCAAUAUCUCAGUGAAAUCAAGGACCACUGCAAUUCUGCAUUCCAAUGGGCGUCGAAGGAUGGCGUUUUGUGCGAAGAAAAUAUGCGAGGAAUUCGAUUCAAUCUGCAUGAUGUGACUCUUCACACGGACGCUAUUCAUCGCGGGGCAGGACAAAUUAUGCCGACGUGUCGCCGAUGUUUGUACGCAUGCUCACUGACAGCACAGCCGCGACUCCAAGAACCGAUUUUCCUCGUCGAUAUUACGUGUCCACAAGAUGCUGUUGGGGGGAUUUAUAGCACGCUGAACCAGCGGCGUGGGCAAGUCAUCACUGAAGAACAACGACCUGGAACGCCUCUCAUUCAAAUUCAAGCGCAUUUGCCUGUCGCUGAAUCUUUUGGAUUCACUACCGCCCUUCGUGCCGCGACUUCAGGCCAAGCAUUUCCACAAUGUGUAUUUGAUCAUUGGGCUCUUGUGAACGGCGAUCCACUAGAGAGAGGAUCAAAACUUGAAGAACUUGUUAAAAACAUUCGAAAGCGAAAAAAUCUCAAGGAGGAUCUCCCAACCCUUGAUUCUUACUUGGAUAAACUUUGA